Messenger RNA from Durusdinium trenchii, 1212 nucleotides. The record is from the annotation of a GenBank genome assembly. NCBI's taxonomy places the organism in Eukaryota, Dinophyceae, Suessiales, Symbiodiniaceae.
AUGCGGAAGUCUGCGCUGGGCAUCAGUGCAAUCCUGGGAGUGGCCCUGCUGUUCGAGCCUUGGUGGCGACGGUGGCGUGCCGAGAGGCGUCUCAAAGAACUCUUAGAGGAGCACGUGGGGGCAGAGGGGAGAGUCGUGAUCACUGGUGCGGACAGGGGCAUUGGCAAGGAACUUGCCCGGCUACUCCGUCACAGCAGGGUUUCACUGCUGCUGGGCUGUCUAUCGACCAGUGCUGCAGAAGCUGGGAGCGACGCGAAGACCGCAAUUUCCAACUUGGAGCUUUUGGACUUUGACUCCGUGCAGCGCUUCGCUGAAGAGGCGCAUGAAUUUCUUAGAGAAGGCAAGCCCGGACUGCGCAUGUUGGUCAACAACGCCGGCUACAAGGAAAGACAUGAAGGUGAUCGAACAAAGUACGGCACUGGCCGCACCUGGCAGAUCAACUUCUUGGGGCCUUUCCUCUUGACGGAGUUCCUGGCCCGACGUCGUGAGCGGGAUGAGGUCCAGUACCCUGCCAGCGUCAUCAAUGUGGCCAGUGGCCAUGAGUCGGAGUCGAACCUCAACAAGGUGCUCUUGGAUUCCCUCGAAGCUGGAGUGGAAGCGACGGGUCAUGACUACGCGGACUCUAAGAGAGCUUUGCUGCUUUGGACAUCUGUGCGUUCCCAGAGCCUGGCACUGAAGGGAGAACUGUACGCCCAUGCAGUCUCGCCUGGCAAAGUAGACACUAGGUUUGGUUGCGAUGAGGUGCCAGACCUGCUUUGGUUCUUAUCAAAGCCCGUGCGCAUGUGUCUCUUCCGGACGACGGCAGAGGGUGCCCUCUCCAUCGCUGCUGCUGGUCUUCGUCAACAUGCCACCAGCAAGUUUGGUCAAUACUUUCGCGGAGAAGAGUUGGUCGAAGAUCUUGUUGUGUGGCGAAUGCCCGAGAAGCGGCUUUCGGUGCAGCUGGUCCGCUGGGCUGCCAGAGCGUCGGCGCUGGAGCCACGGAGCGGUGGGCGACCAUUGGAUAUUGGCGGAAGGUCCCUCAGCGUGAGUGACCUGCUGGUGGAGCAGGGGGAGGAGGACCGCUGGUCGUCCGCCGAGCGCCGCUGGAGCUCCGUCUCCAACUUGUCCCGCCAGGUGAGCGAAGAGAUCCUGAUUCUGCCAGCUCGCAUCUCUGGGAUCCGGUGGCUGGCGAUUCGCUUGCGGGAGCGCCUCCUGCGGUGGCUGCCCUUCUGA